Messenger RNA from Prunus avium (sweet cherry), 1250 nucleotides. The record is from RefSeq and is a predicted model, not a curated record. Lineage: Eukaryota; Viridiplantae; Streptophyta; Magnoliopsida; Rosales; Rosaceae.
ACGAACUUUAACGAUCGAGCAAAGAAAGAUGUCUCACUACUUCUCCAUCACUCAAAACCAACCUUAAUUACUGAUUAUAAUCCUUUUGCACCGCAAGUUUAAGAAAUUUUAACGAUUGGAAUCGAACAAAUUAAGAUGUCAGUUUUACAUGAUCACGCCCUAACAAUCGUCUCCCUUUCAUUUAUCGGCCUACUCAAACUGGUUUUUUGUUCCAAUUCCAUUCACUACAUCCACCACUACUGCUCUUUAGAAGUUAACAAAACCGAAAACGCCGCUUUCCAAGACAACGUCGACCGCCUCCUCUCCGACCUCUCCUCCAAAUCCUAUGGCAACAGAUUCUACAACUCCACAUCCGGAGACAACGACAAAAAAGUUUACGGCUUAUUCCUUUGUCGAGGUGACGUCUCCCCCGGAGUCUGCCGUGACUGCAUUGACUCCUCCACCAAAAACCUCAAACAAAACUGCACCCGCAACAAAGAGUCAAUCGUUUGGUAUGAGGAAUGCAUGCUGAGAUAUUCAAACCAUUCCAUCUUCGCCACAGAGGAGGAGAUGCCGUGGCGGUAUUGGUGCAGCGUGAACAAAGUUUCCAACAUGGACCAGUUUAAUCAGAGUUUGUCCACCUUGAUGAAUGGGCUUGUGGACAAGGCCGCGUUUGGCAAUACCACUCCACCGUUUUUUGUGACUGGGGACGACAAGAAAGGCGGUGGCCGCAUUUCGAUAUAUUGUUUGAUGCAAUGCACGCCGGACAUAAAUGGGAGUGAGUGUCAAAGGUGUUUGAAGGCGGCUGUCGGCGGUUAUCAGGAGACUUGUGAGGGGAGGACAUGGUCUAUGAUAUUUUCGCCUAGCUGUCAGGUGAGGUAUGGGUCUGAUCCUUUCUAUGGGGAAGGAAAGCCAAUCAAAAGUGGCGGUGGAAGAGGGAAGAACAAAUCAUGUGUGGCUGUUGCAGCGGUAUUGUGCAUGGUUCUGUCUGGCUUAUUGGUUAAUCUACGUGCAUGAUAGAAAUGCUAAAGAAACAUCCCCGAGGGAAGAUCUCAUCCUCUGAACAUAUGAAUUAAGAACAGAUUGGAUUAUUAUGGGUACGUACAAGAAGAAGCAUUUAGUUAGAGCAUCCAUAGUGGGGGGGUGUAUAGCAUAUUUACACCUCAUUUGACCGGAAUCAACUGCAAUGGAAGGGUGUAUCCUGCUGCAAAUUUACACAGCCACCGUGAGAUGGAAAAAUAGAUGGAAGUUUACAUCUAUUUUUGGAAAAU